This is a messenger RNA of Penicillium psychrosexuale, 612 nucleotides long. RefSeq lists its product as uncharacterized. The coding region runs from base 1 to 612 and encodes 203 amino acids. The transcript has a single exon. The record is from RefSeq and is a predicted model, not a curated record. Lineage: Eukaryota; Fungi; Ascomycota; Eurotiomycetes; Eurotiales; Aspergillaceae.
AUGUAUCCAUCCGUGACUUUCUUGAAGACGUGUACACGAACGCUCCUAUGUUCAAAACGGGCGUUCUCAUGCUGCUCCAGUACCUCACCCAUUUUGCCGCGGUUUCAGAACGGCCAACAGGUCCAGGCCCUGGAACUUGGAAUUGGACCUAGUGACACAACCAAGGGCAAUGUUAGUGCCCUUGUUCCAUUGGAGAGUCUCACAGAUACGUUCACUGGCAUCACAUUGUCGCUAAUGGCAACGACCCGCCCAAACUUCAGUCGUCAAUUUCUGCGCUCCGCUGUCUCGGACACUAAGAAAGAUCUGAAAUGCUGCCAGCUUAUGAUACAGUGCUAUCCGCGAACGAACUGCAUCCACGCCACCCGCGAUCUGGUCCGACCCACGACGCACAUUCGGAAGAUGUUGCAACCGGAUGUAGUUAUUUGCCCGGUAGAGCUCACACGGUGGUCUUCAAGCGAAUUGAUGGUCUGGGGCGGAAUUGUACACCACGACAUAUUGAGCCACUAUAUGUCAUCCUUGCCUUCUACUGCCCUCUUGACCACGAAGACGGGUUUUAGCUACACCCUAACAAGUCGGGUAGAUCAAAAAGCACCAGCACAACGUACGAACUGA